Messenger RNA from Olea europaea var. sylvestris, 4290 nucleotides. RefSeq names its product carbamoyl-phosphate synthase large chain, chloroplastic-like. Gene Ontology annotation, biological process: L-glutamine metabolic process. Gene Ontology annotation, molecular function: ATP binding; metal ion binding. The coding region runs from base 380 to 3946 and encodes 1188 amino acids. Gene Ontology annotation, cellular component: cytoplasm. The transcript has 6 exons. Lineage: Eukaryota; Viridiplantae; Streptophyta; Magnoliopsida; Lamiales; Oleaceae. The record is from RefSeq and is a predicted model, not a curated record.
GCAGGCCCAUGAUAGGGUAACCCAUGUCUGUCAAGCAAAAGGAGAAGAGACGCUUAGGUUUCUUUCAUCACUCUCUCGGCACUAAUUGAUCUUACGCUGCAGCGAUUUCUACUCAACUUCUUCACCCCCAAACUUGGAAGAAUUGUUGUUUCUUGAUGGCAAUCUUUCUCUGGCAGCAGUGGUUUUUUCAGCAAUAUUUCUCUUGAAUUUUUGAUGCGGUUGUUUAUCGUUUUGCAUUGCCUUAAAAACUGGCUGUCCCUCAAGUGUAACAGAUGAAAUACACUGGACCAAAAUCCAGUCCACCCCUCUGUUGAAUUUUGACCAAAAAAAUUAAACAGAAGGGCACAGAAAAAAGGUUGUAGAUAUUCUGUAAGAGAAAAUGAGCCAUUGUAUGCAUCACUGCAAUACUGCUUUUUGCAAGCUAAUUCAAACUAAUCAUUCUUUACCAUGGCCAAACCUUUUUCCUCGGGUUUUUAACCCUACAAAAGUACAAUCAAAGAAGAACUCGAUAAAUUUGGACGUGCAAUCUCUGCCUUUGAAGCCAAGUUGUGUGAAAUUGCGAAGUGAGCUGGGCAGUGUUAAAACUAGCGAGGAUUCGACAAAUGGGGUUUUUUCCAGUGUGCAAAAAGUGGGGAAACGAACAGAUAUCAAAAAGAUUUUAAUACUAGGAGCCGGUCCAAUUGUCAUUGGACAGGCUUGCGAGUUUGAUUAUUCGGGAACACAAGCUUGUAAGGCCCUAAAAGAGGAGGGAUAUGAAGUUAUCCUGAUCAAUUCGAAUCCUGCAACUAUAAUGACUGACCCCGAUAUGGCAGAUAGGACUUAUAUUGAGCCAAUGACACCGGAAUUAGUUGAGCAAGUGCUUAAAAAGGAGAGGCCUGAUGCUCUGUUGCCUACAAUGGGUGGGCAGACUGCCCUAAAUCUGGCAGUGGCUUUGGCUGAAAGUGGUGCGCUGGAGAAGUAUGGGGUUGAGUUAAUUGGGGCAAAGCUUGGGGCGAUCAAGAAAGCAGAGGAUAGGGAUUUGUUCAAGCAGGCGAUGAAGAACAUUGGGGUCAAGACACCUCCUUCGGGAAUUGGGACAACUCUUGAGGAGUGUAUCAACAUUGCCAAUUCAAUUGGGGAGUUCCCCUUGAUUAUUCGGCCAGCAUUCACUCUUGGUGGGACCGGGGGUGGGAUUGCUUACAACAAGGAGGAGUUUGAGCUGAUUUGCAAGUCAGGGCUUGCAGCUAGUUUGACCUCUCAGGUUUUGGUUGAGAAGUCUCUGUUGGGGUGGAAAGAGUAUGAACUUGAAGUUAUGAGAGACUUGGCAGACAAUGUGGUGAUUAUUUGCUCCAUCGAGAAUAUUGACCCAAUGGGAGUCCAUACAGGGGACUCUAUCACUGUAGCUCCUGCUCAGACUUUGACUGAUAAGGAGUACCAACGGCUUAGGGAUUACUCAAUUGCUAUUAUCAGGGAAAUUGGAGUUGAAUGCGGUGGCUCAAAUGUUCAGUUUGCUGUGAAUCCAGUAGAUGGAGAGGUGAUGGUAAUUGAGAUGAACCCUAGAGUUUCGAGAUCAUCAGCUUUGGCUUCGAAAGCUACUGGUUUUCCAAUUGCUAAGAUGGCUGCCAAGUUGUCAGUUGGUUACUCGUUAGAUCAGAUUCCAAAUGAUAUUACAAAGAAAACACCAGCUAGUUUUGAGCCUUCUAUUGAUUAUGUUGUAACCAAGAUACCUCGGUUUGCCUUCGAGAAGUUUCCUGGCUCAGAGCCAAUUUUGACUACCCAGAUGAAGUCUGUUGGUGAAUCCAUGGCGGUGGGCCGAACAUUCCAGGAAUCCUUUCAGAAAGCAUUACGCUCUUUGGAAUGUGGCUAUUCUGGAUGGGGUUGUGCACAGGUCAAGGAACUUGAUUGGGAUUGGGACCAAUUAAAAUACGGCCUGCGGGUCCCCAGUCCAGAUCGCAUCCAUGCUGUUUAUGCUUCAAUGAAGAGGGGAAUGAAGGUUGAUGACAUCCAUGAGUUGAGUUACAUUGACAAAUGGUUCCUCACUCAACUUAAAGAACUUGUUGAUGUAGAACAGUAUCUUUUGGCUAGGAGUUUGUCACAAUUGACAAAGGACGACUUCUGGGAAGUAAAAAAGAGAGGGUUCAGUGAUAAUCAGAUAGCUUUUGCUACAAAAUCCACAGAGAAACAAGUUCGUUCAAAGAGAUUAUCUUUAGGUGUUAAACCUGCAUAUAAAAGAGUUGACACAUGCGCUGCCGAGUUUGAGGCUGAUACGCCUUACAUGUACUCAUCCUAUGACUUUGAGUGUGAAUCAGCUCCCACUGACAGGAAAAAGGUUCUGAUUUUAGGUGGAGGGCCAAAUAGGAUUGGACAGGGAAUUGAGUUUGACUAUUGCUGCUGCCACACAUCCUUUGCUCUUCAGGAUGCAGGCUAUGAAACAAUAAUGAUGAAUUCAAAUCCUGAGACAGUAUCUACAGAUUAUGACACCAGUGACCGACUCUACUUUGAACCUCUUACAGUUGAGGAUGUUCUCAAUAUUAUUGACUUGGAAGGACCUGAUGGCAUCAUUGUGCAAUUUGGAGGUCAAACUCCACUUAAACUGUCUCUUCCGAUUCAGCAGUUCCUAGAUGACAGCAAGCCUAGGUGCAGAAGUGGUAAUGGAUUUGUUCGUAUUUGGGGGACAUCACCGGAUUCUAUUGAUGCUGCUGAGGACAGGGAGAGAUUCAAUGCAAUCUUGAAUGAAUUAGAGAUUGAGCAGCCAAAGGGAGGAAUUGCGAAGAGUGAAGAAGAUGCUCUUGCCAUUGCAUCAGAUAUCGGUUACCCAGUUGUUGUCCGGCCUUCCUAUGUUUUGGGUGGUCGAGCAAUGGAGAUUGUUUAUAGUGAUGACAAGCUUGUAACUUAUCUUGAAACUGCUGUUGAGGUGGAUCCAGAGCGUCCAGUUUUGAUUGAUAAAUAUUUAUCUGAUGCAAUAGAAAUUGAUAUCGACGCACUUGCUGACUCACAUGGUAAUGUAGUGAUUGGUGGAAUAAUGGAGCAUAUCGAACAGGCCGGGGUUCAUUCAGGUGACUCAGCAUGCAUGCUUCCCACAAAAACCGUGUCUUCUUCAUGCUUGGAAACUAUUAGAUUGUGGACUACAAAAUUGGCUAAGAAGUUGAAUGUUUGUGGACUCAUGAACUGCCAAUAUGCCAUCACAACUUCUGGGGACGUUUUCUUGCUCGAGGCUAACCCCCGUGCAUCCAGGACAGUCCCUUUUGUUUCCAAGGCAAUUGGCCACCCACUGGCUAAAUAUGCUUCCCUCGUCAUGUCAGGGAAGUCUCUUAGUGACUUGUCAUUCACAGAAGAGAUCAUACCAAAAUAUGUAUGUGUGAAAGAAGCUGUUCUUCCAUUCGAGAAAUUUCAAGGGGCAGAUGUUCUUCUCGGUCCUGAGAUGCGUAGCACAGGUGAGGUUAUGGGUAUCCAUUAUGAGUCUUCAAUCGCAUUUGCAAAGGCACAAAUAGCUGCAGGACAGAAGCUACCACUUUCAGGAACCCUCUUUCUUAGCUUAAAUGACUUGACCAAGUCACACCUUCCAGCUAUCGCCCGAGCCUUUCUGGGAAUUGGAUUCACAAUCGUUGCAACUUCUGGGACAGCUCGUAUUCUUGAAUUAGAAGGUUUUCCAGUAGAGCGAGUACUGAAGAUGCAUGAAGGGCGGCCUCAUGCUGGUGAUAUGAUCGCUAACGGGCAAAUUCAGAUUAUGGUGAUUACUAGUUCAGGUGACAGUCUUGACCAAAUUGAUGGGCGCAAGUUGAGGAGGAUGGCUCUGGCUUACAAGAUUCCUGUUAUAACCACAGUUGCCGGCGGUUUAGCCACUGCCGAGGCAAUAAAGAGCAUGAAAAGCAACGAGAUUGAGAUGACAGCUCUUCAGGACUACUUCAGUCUUGAUAAAGAAGCAGAAAGCAAUAAAAAUUUGCAGUCAAUCUCAUCCUCUCUUUAAGUUAAAGAUAUUCAGUCAGUCUCAAUUUGCUGUAUUAGAAGAAACUAAGGUUGAAGAUGGUGCAUCAUGAAGGUCACAGAUCUGGUCAGACGAUAUAAAACGUCGCUUUGGGUGGCUGUCGAGUAAUCGUCUACUACCUGGUUCUGCAACAUAAUUGCACUAUUCAUCUUCCCUUCUCCUUCUCUUAUGGUUUUCAGUUCUUGAUCAGUGUGUAGAUGUAUUUGAUGUCAAAAUGUCGCCUAGACUCGAUAUCGGAAGUAUUUGCUGUGGCCAUUAGAACUGAAAUUAAUUUGUUGUACUUUGCUUUUUGCUAUUUAUGAAGAGGAUUGAAAAUUAUGGAUACA